Molecule: messenger RNA, 2209 nt
Organism: Paramuricea clavata
Lineage: Eukaryota; Metazoa; Cnidaria; Anthozoa; Malacalcyonacea; Plexauridae
Source: the annotation of a GenBank genome assembly
CAACACGUUUAUCAAAAUGGCAGAAGCUAGCGACUGGAUAGUUGCAUUUUGCAUGAUCAUUCAAACCCUUGUGGCCGUUGUUGGUUUGGUUUAUUUCCGAGGUUGGUAUGAACGGAAAAAAAUGAAGAACGAGCAAAAGGUAGCCAGACAGAGAGAAGCGAGGGAAGCCAGAGAGAGAGAAAUGGAACGAGAAGAAGCCAGACAGAGAGAAACGAGGGAAGCCAGAGAGAGAGAAAGAGAACGAGAGGAAGCCAGACAGAGAGAAACGAGGGAAGCCAGAGAGAGAGAAAGAGAACGAGAGGAAGCCAGACAGAAAGCGGAUAUGGAAAACAUUGCAGCAGUUCUCAGUCAACAAUACGACGACGUGGUAAAGAUUUUUGACAAAUUUAAGAAAAAUGUAGAUAAAUUAAAGGCAAAGAAUAUUACUGGUACAUUAACUGAAUUUCAUGUCUUACUGUACAUGUGUCACCCAGACAAUAUGGAAAGAUUUGGGACGCCUUUGUGUGAGCUUGUGAUUGCUAUUAGGUCAGUUAAAUCAGAUGUUGAGGAAAUAAUGAAGUUAUUCAUGGAAUUCCAUGUUAAGUUAUGUUUUAACAUUCACGGUAGAGCAUGUCCGGAGGAUAUUAAGUUGGAAUUUUCUACCAAAAUCAUUGAAAUGGGUAAAACCAUUCAUCCUUUUGUGUCAACGCAUAGACAAAACGUUAUUAAGAAGGUGUUAGAGUACUUUGGGUAUACUGAUGCACGAAAUAUCUCCAGCACAGAUGGACCUGAAACUCAGAACUUUGACCUUGUGCUUAUAAAUGCUACACCAGGGCCGAAUCAACAAGCCAAUGAUGAACUGAUGCCUUAUCCUGGGCAUGAUAAAAUAAAGCAAGCAAUUCCAUACAUUGAACACUUAAGGUAUGAAAGUGGUGAAAUGAAUUGCAAUAUUGCAUGCCCAAAUUCCUAUAUUAAACAUUUUGAACAGCAAGUUAAAUUUAAGACAAUACCUGACAUCAUGAGUAAAGAAGUUGAAAUUCGUGGUAAAAUACGCAAACUGUUGGAAUAUGCUCCCCAAGGUGAUCUUCUGCACUUAAUAAGAUUGGUGAUGUUGGAAAUCAAAAAUAAAAAUUAUGGCACUGAAGAAAAGCGACUUAAAGAAUUUUCGCUCUCUUUGGCCUUGAUUUGUGGGAAAAUAUGACACCACAAAUCGUGAAGAAUGUUUUCUUUGUUUGCUGUAUCAAUCAAUCAAUCAAGCGAAUGUAAUGUAAAUCUGUAUGUACAUUUUUUCUCUAUUUAAUUAAUACCAAUUAAAUCUAUACUAGUAAGGGAAAGUACAUUUAUUAUGCAGGGGGGGAUGAAGAUGUCUGUUGAAAAAAGCUCAUAUUUUUACAGGGCCCCUGUUGAGGUUAUUGGUAAAUUUUCAAUGCCCCCCCCUCCAGAAUUCGGAAUCGAGGGGGUACAAUCCGGAAUUCUUUCUUAUCAUAUAUACAAUUUCCAGUUCCUCAAAAUGUCUGAUAUACUCAAGCAUGUGCUUCUCGACAAAAAUACCGACCUGCUGCUUCCUUCACCUCACUAGCACCAGAUAAAAUGAUGCCGUCUUAAAAAAAUUUUAGAUUAGCUCUAGGGGCGAAAUUAUCAACAGGUUGUUGUUGUCCGUCAUUCAGCGUAGUCAGAGUCUUGAACACAUUCAUGUAGUGGCCAGGAUUUCCUGGAUCAGGGUAAUGUGCUGGAACCUUAGAGAAUGUCGCCCCCACCCAACAUAUCUCCUGGCAUCUGUUGCAAAUGUCUUUGCAUGCCUGUCAACAAUGCAUGCAAAAGUGCCAGUAUGCUUCAAUUUUUUGAAUCACGUUCAUCCCGUUUGUACUAAAUAUCCCAUAAAGAUAGAACAUAUCGUUCUUACAAAUCGUAUGCUUACAAAUCGUUACUUGUUACAAAUGCUUACAAAUCGUUACACAAACCUGGCGCCAAAAAAUUUAAAAUAAGCUGUAGGUGAUUUCAUGUAUCCAUUUAGAAGAGCAGACUAAGGAUAUCUUAAAACUGAAAUUGGUUUCGAAUACAACCAUCAGGGAUGUAGCAAAGCAUCUGACGUUUGGGGGGGGGAUGUCGGAGGAUUAUACGUGUAAUAAUUAUAGGGAGAAAAGGGGGGUCUAUGGGGUCCUCCCCCAGAAGGAUUUUCUUUCUGGUGUUUUCUAAAGCAACUUCGCAAACAAAUUGCAUGUAAAUUGAC